Messenger RNA from Triticum urartu, 693 nucleotides. The record is from RefSeq and is a predicted model, not a curated record. Lineage: Eukaryota; Viridiplantae; Streptophyta; Magnoliopsida; Poales; Poaceae.
AUGGGGAUGGGGAGCGCCGGCGACGGAGAGAACCAUGGCGAUGGUGUGGGCCAAAACAAGAGGAGGAAGAAGUCGGCGGGGUGCCACCGAAGCCCACCACAGCAGUCGAGGCCCAGCCCAGCAAACCAACCAAGACCGACCGAUUUUCCCCUUCCCUGCUCCUCCAUUCCUUUCCUUCUCCUCCUGCCCUGCCCUGCCGCCGUCGCCGUCGCCGUCAGCCGUCGCCCCCCGCCGCCGCCUUCACGCUCCGAUUCGUCUGCCCACCAGUCAGGGUUUGGCAGCCUGGCGCCCAAGACGAAGAACGUGGUGGUGGCGGGCGGGCUGACGGGGUUCGUCUUCGGGGUGUACUACUACACCAUGUGGGCGGUAGGCAGCACCGACGAGCUGCAGGUCACCAUUGACAAGUUUGAGGACCUGAAGAAGGAGGCAGCCGCCUCCGCCGCUGCCGCAAGCGCCUCAACCCCGGGAUCCUCAUAAACAAAUGCGCCCUUAACUUUGAAACUAGCUGCUGCCUCUGAACCUGCCCAGGACCAUGGGUUUGGUUUGUAUUGAUAAUAAUAAUGGGUGCUUUUAGAGGAAAUACCCAAUGGUUCCUGGGUACAUAUGUACCCUAUAUGGGGAUUUAUUUUUAAUAGUUAAACAAAAAGUCAAAAUAGUUAAGAAACUAUUUUUAGAAUAAAGUUGACUUACUUA